Molecule: messenger RNA, 282 nt
Organism: Ordospora pajunii
Lineage: Eukaryota; Fungi; Microsporidia; Ordosporidae
Exons: 1
Coding region: 1-282 (93 amino acids)
Source: RefSeq, a predicted model, not a curated record
AUGAAUGGAAUUAACGAGUGCAUUGGAAGGAUGCAGAUCGGUGGCAAUGCAAGGUCAAAGCAAAUGCAUAUUGAUGAAGCAUUGAAAAUUGUGCAAAGAAACAGAAAGUAUAAGAACGAUCCGUUGUAUGGGGCAUUCCUCAAGACGGUAGUUACUGGCCUGUGCGAAGGAAUAAGCAAUUCUGAGAUUCUCGAGGUGAUUAGAGCAAUGCAGAAGACAAUCAAGCCUAGGCCCAGAAUUACUGGAGAGUAUUCUUGCAUUGAGGAGCUAGAUUGCUCUUAA